Stegastes partitus (bicolor damselfish) is the source of this 1975-nucleotide messenger RNA. RefSeq names its product solute carrier family 19 member 3a (gene slc19a3a). The transcript is spliced from 7 exons. Bases 1 to 1509 code for a protein of 502 amino acids. The record is from RefSeq and is a predicted model, not a curated record. Lineage: Eukaryota; Metazoa; Chordata; Actinopteri; Pomacentridae. Gene Ontology annotation, molecular function: vitamin transmembrane transporter activity. Gene Ontology annotation, cellular component: plasma membrane. Gene Ontology annotation, biological process: vitamin transport; transmembrane transport.
AUGGAGGCAGUGAAGAGGUGGAGGUCUGGAUGGAGGUAUCCCACAACUCUGCUGUGCACCUAUGGAUUUUUCAGCACAGUUAAACCGCUGGAGCCGUUUCUCAUCCCAUACUUGACAGGACCGGACAAGAAUCUGACAGCUGAAGAGGUUAGCAAUCAAAUCUUCCCAGUGUGGACAUACUCCUACCUGGCUGUGCUGGUGCCAGUGUUCCUACUGACCGACUGGCUGCGUUACAAGCCUGUCGUGGUGUUCCAGUCUGUUGUGCUCUUCAUCACUACAGCACUGCUGCUGUGGACAGAAAGCGUGCUGGCCAUGCAGGUCAUGCAGUUCUUCUACGCGAUGGUGACAGCCAGCGAUGUGGCCUAUUUCUCCUACAUCUACAGUGUGAUAGAUCUGAAGAGAUACAGGAAGGCCACGUCCUACAGCCGCAGCAUCCAGCUCCUGGGCUACACAGUGGGUUCUGUGCUGGGUCAGCUGCUCGUCAGCUUUGACCUCAUGUCCUACAGCAACAUCCUGGUGUUUACCCUGGUUCUCACCGCUAUCGCUCUCCUCACUUCGUUCUUCCUGCCAAUGCCACAGCACAGCAUGUUCUUUCACCGGAGACAUCUUAGACAGAAAACAGCAAUGGAGGGAACCGAGAGGCACGGAGACGGGACUGUGGAUGCAAUGGAACGCUCAAGCAGAUCAAACAUCUCUUUGGAAGAAGUGGGAGGUGAAAAGGAGGGCAAAGGAGACAUGGAGGAUGAUACAGAAAAAGGACUGGAGGAAAAAGGGCCUACGGCUGAGGACCUUGAGGGAACUGUUGGCGCAGAGACCUGCAGCCAAGUCCUCCUGCAGCUUUGGAGAGAUUUCCGUCAGUGCUAUUCCUCCAGGCAGCUGCUCUACUGGUCAGUGUGGUGGGCAAUGGCCACUUGUGGCUAUAACCAGACUGUCAACUAUGUGCAGGUGCUGUGGGAAAAUGUGCAGCCUUCUCAGAACUUCAGCAUUUACAACGGAGGCGUGGAGGCGGUGUCUCACCUGUUGAGUGCAGCUACAGCGUAUGGUAUAGGCUUCACUGAGGUGAGAUGGGAGCAGUGGGGAGAGCUGGCCCUGGGAGGUUUCUCAGGACUCGGAGCUGCAGCACUGUUCGUCAUGACAUUCAUCGGCAACAUCUGGGUCUGCUACUGUGGAUACGUCAUUUUUAAGAGUCUGUACAUGCUGCUGAUAACAAUAGCCAUGUUUCAGAUUGCAACUGGCCUAUCAAUGGAAAGAUACGCACUGGUGUUUGGGGUAAACACCUUUGGAGCACUGAUCCUUCAGACAAUUCUUACUUCUAUUGUGGUGGACAGCAGAGGGCUGAGCCUGUCCAUCAUUCCUCAGUUCACCAUAUAUGCCAGCUACUUCUCAGCCAUUGCUGUUGUUUUUACACUUCGUGGACUAUUUCGCAUUUGGAGCUCUAAGAGAACCAAAAGAGAGACACCUCCUUCAGAUGAAAAUGAAUCGUCAGGUUCUGGAGAACACAGAUUCUGAAGCUCAAGACACUUCAAACUGAAAUUAAGGGGUUGUGUUUUUGGGGCCGAACUGCAGCCCCAUGUCAAUUGUAAAUGAAAAUGGGAAAAGCUUCAAAUUACUGCCACAUCGUGAACAGAAAUGUUUUCUUUUUUUUUUUUUUAUAUAUAGACAAAACAAUUAUACAAGAUUUUUCAUACAUCCAUAUAAAUGAAUACUUUGGUCGUUUCUUCUUACUUAAAAUUCAUUUUAAUAUAUAUACUGUAUAUAUUUACACAUUAACUUAAAAUUCUCUAAUACCCAAUGUAAGUGGUUUUUCAGUUCAUCAGCAAUUCCUGUUACCCAUAUACAUGUGGUUGACCAUCAUUCAAAAGUGUUGCAACCUAAGUCUCCGUCAGCAGGGCGGGGGAUGGCAGAGAAAUUAGUCCCCGACUCGUCCCUGAUGCAGCAUUCACUCCUUUUUUUUCCCCAUCUCUCAACAACUGAA